Messenger RNA from Pungitius pungitius (ninespine stickleback), 5100 nucleotides. It is a transcript of the gene st14, whose product is annotated as ST14 transmembrane serine protease matriptase. NCBI's taxonomy places the organism in Eukaryota, Metazoa, Chordata, Actinopteri, Perciformes, Gasterosteidae. Gene Ontology annotation, biological process: acrosome reaction; proteolysis. The record is from RefSeq and is a predicted model, not a curated record. Gene Ontology annotation, molecular function: serine-type endopeptidase activity; protein binding. The transcript is spliced from 19 exons. The coding region runs from base 216 to 2744 and encodes 842 amino acids.
UUAAUCAUAGGUGUGUAAGGAAGCGGUCGGUUGCAAGCUAAUCAACAUUUCCAGCUCGCGACAUUACAGGAAGAGACCCACUGGCAUCUGUGUUCAAGUUUUACGACGUACACAUAUAUUUAUCCGAUUCCCACCUGAGGAAUCCUCACCUUGCAACGCUCUCUGGAGGCUAACGCGGGACCGCGUUGGACUUCAAUUACAGGAGCUUUGGGAAGAUGCAUUCUUCCAGAUUUGGUGUAUAUGACGGUCACAAUGGCCAUAGCGAGCGGGUUGACUUCUUAACCAACACAGAGAAGGUUUCCUCAAAGCGGAAGUACAGCAUCCUGAUCGGGGUCCUUGUGGCGCUCCUCGUCGUCGCGACCGUUGCAGCGUUUCUCGUAUGGUUGUUUGUCUUUAAAGAUGCUGAUACAGAAGCCACUCUACACAAACAUCUCAUCCCUUCAACGCAGCUCUUCAGUGGGCAUAUGAAGCUGGUUGAUGUACCGUACAACCCGGAGCUGGAGAACACCGACAGCAAGGAAUUUCACGAUUUGUCAGACAAUCUUGAGGCAAUUCUUAAAGAAACCUACAAGAGCGAUCCACUCCUCAAAAAAUAUUACACCACGUCUGUGGUCACUGCAUUCAGUGAGGGUGUGAUAGCCUACUAUUGGUCCCAGUUUGAUAUUCCAGUGGAAGACCUGUCGCUUGUGCCACAGUUCUCUGAAGUGCGUGUGUUGGGGACCCUGCAGAAUGGCCUAAAGAAGCAGCGCAGCGCGAGGACCUCCGGUAUCAAGAUCCGAGAGAUCACUGCCUCAUACACUGACCCACGCAUGGCCAGGAACCCCAGUGACACUGCCGAGUGUUUCUUCCGUCUGGAGGCUGAGGCAAAGACUAACACAUUUUCAUCACCUGGGUACCCUGAAGGCUACCCCCCCCUGUCUCGGUGUCAGUGGCAGAUCCGAGCGGCAGAGGACCAGGCCAUAUUUGUCUCCUUCCUUUUUUUCGACAUUGAGGAUGACUGCUCCGACGAUUUUGUCGCCAUCUAUGACUCUUUGAGUCCUGAUGAGUCUCAGGCAAUCACAUUAAAGUGUGGUCAGAGACCCCCUUCCAAUCCUCUGGCGGUGCUGUCAUCCGGCAACAUUAUGCUGAUUAAUUUCAUUAGUGAUUCUAAUAUCCAGAGGAGUGGCUUCGAGGCCAAUUACUCAACCAUUCCAAUGGCUAAAGUUAAAACCUGCGGUGGUGUCAUCUCUGACGCGCAAGGAGCCAUCUCCUCCCCACUUUACCCCAGCUUCUAUCCUCCUGCAGUGGACUGCAAGUGGACCAUCAAGGUCCCUGAAGGGAAAGAGGUGCGCCUGAAGUUCACCAUGUUCCGCAUGAAAGAACCCGGAGUGGACAUCAGUGUGUGUCACAAAGACUAUGUGGAGGUUAUGGGCACCAAGUAUUGUGGAGAACGGUCCACUUUGGCUCUGACCAGCACUAACAACAUCCUCGACGUGAUCUUCCACUCUGACGAGUCCUUCGCUGACAAAGGCUUCGAAGCCCUCUACAGCGCUUACGAUCCCGCAGACCCUUGCCCCAACAAAUUUGCAUGCGCCACUGGCAUCUGCAUCAAGAAAGAACUGCAAUGCGAUGGCUGGAACGACUGCGGGGAUUUGAGUGACGAAAUUAAGUGCCAUUGUGAGACGGAUCAGUAUUCAUGUGACAACGGUCUGUGUAAACCAAAACUCUGGGUGUGCGAUCGCGUCGACGACUGUGGAGAUGGGAGCGAUGAGAAAAGCUGCAGUUGUGGGACGAAUGAGUGGCGCUGUGGUGACGGGGUUUGCAUGCCUCAGGAUGUUGUUUGUGACAAGAAGACGGACUGUCAAGAUGGAAGCGACGAGGCCUCCUGUGACGCUUCUCAAGGCGUCUGUUCCGACUUCAGCUUCAAGUGUAAGAAUGCAGAAUGUGUCAACAAGGUGAAUGCCGAAUGCGACCGCGUCAAAGACUGCUCCGAUAACUCUGAUGAGGACUUCUGUGACUGUGGCACGAGGCCCUAUAAGCUGAACCGCAUCGUCGGAGGGCAGAAUGCUGAGCUGGGCGAGUGGCCGUGGCAGGUCAGCCUUCACUUUCAGACCUCUGGACAUGUGUGCGGUGCCUCAAUCAUAUCUGAUAAGUGGCUCCUUUCGGCCUCCCACUGCUUUAUCACCAGCAGCCCAGAGAACCGCGUUGCGUCAAACUGGCAAACCUACAGUGGCAUGCAGGACCAGUACAAGAUGGAUGACGUACAGCGCCGACCAGUACAGAGGAUCAUCACCCACCCGGAUUACAACCAGAUGACCUUUGACUAUGACGUUGCACUGCUGGAGCUCAGCAAACCGCUGGAGUUCACCAACACCAUCCAACCCAUCUGCCUGCCCUCUCACUCCCACGUCUUCCCUCCGGGCAUGGCCUGCUGGGUCACAGGCUGGGGCGCGCUCCGAGAAGGAGGUUCAAAGGCACAGCGGCUCCAGAAGGCUAUGGUGAAAAUCAUCAACGACACUGUGUGCAACACGGUCACGGAGGGCCAACUCACCUCCAGGAUGCUCUGCAGUGGAUUCCUGUCAGGAGGAGUUGACGCAUGCCAGGGAGACUCUGGGGGCCCCCUGGCGUGUUUUGAGGAGAGUGGGAAGUGGUUCCAGGCCGGCAUUGUGAGCUGGGGGGAAGGCUGCGCUCGCCGGAACAAGCCUGGUGUCUACUCGCGCGUCACCAAGCUGAUAGACUGGAUCAAGAAAGAGACAAAGAUUUGAUCGUUUCAGGAGGAACAGACUGGGGAUCUACAUCAUAGUGCUAGGAAUAAUUGAGAUGGAAAUUUUGAAUCUAAUUCUCUUAAUUUAGCAGCAGAGAGGAUUCUAUCGCACAGGCCCAACCCAUGAAUUACUUUGUUUUGUUUAAGACCGUUUUUCUACUAAUGCAACACACCUACUGAACAUUUUAAACCAGAGAGAUGCUGUGAUCCUCUUGGGCAGCAGUAAUGAUGUAUUCUGUCUUGUGCUCAUUCACAUGAGAACUAUGAAUUUGAGGUUUUAUUUUUAAAUAAUUUAAUGUACUAUAACUAAUUUUAGUUUUUUCCCCUUGUAUAAAAUUGAGGGACACGGUUCAACAGGAUGUCACCUAUUAGCUGGUGUCUGCAUUUUGGGUGUCCCCAGUCUUGUUUUUGUUGGUCGGCAUCUUUGCAUUUUACAACAUGAUCAGAGGGGAGCUGAAGUUCAAUUUUAGGUGAGCAAAAAUCCUUCAAUCAAUAAACUUCUAUACAUUGAAGACACACUGUGAAAGGUUAGACUUGUAAGCCAAAAAUUCCAAGACCGGAUAAAGCCACGGUAGAGGCCUGUCAAUCAAUAGGUGGUGACUCUCCUCCAUAACGCAGAAUGGUUUAUUCUGCUUUAAAUGGGAACAUAAUUUACUAAACAAACAUCAUGCUCUUUAUACAAAGACUUGGUAAUUAUGACCAUAAACUCACGUUUGCAAAGUUUACUUGGGUAAUAAAUAAAGUGAGAAUUGUACGUCUUGCACUUCAGAGUUGGCCCUAACGUCACAGAAGUAUUGCACUGCUUUUGACCUGUUGGAAACAAAUGUCUACCUUUUUUAAGAAGCAUACCUAGAUUUUCAUAUUGCUUAAAACAUUCAUCUUCGAAUCAGCCAGACAGCCGCUGGUCUCAGACUUUACGUAGGACAAAUGUGAACUUUAAGAGCCAUUCAAGAGCAUUAAGGUUAACAGAAAGAAUAGUGCGAGGAAUAAUAUGUUGUUCAAAUCAAUGCAGGGACAUUUUCAUACUAAAUCAGUAAAAGUAUGAAGCAUAUAGAAGGCAUUGAUCAGGCAAAAACACUUCAGGGACCCUGAAGUUGUUUUUACGUUGAUCUGAACUUGAUUGGUGUUUCUAUUACACAUUAAGAGAAGCCUGCUUGCUUUGCUUGCAAAUGAGUUGCUAAUAUGUUCAAGGAGGAGGGGCAGCGGGUUUUACAUCCAGAGAGCUUUUGCACACGUCUCACUCGUUAAACUCGAGGUAUUUUGGGUCCUGAGUCACACUAGCAUAUUGCCUGAUCGAUGCAAAGACUUUUCAUCCCUAUGAGAGUUUAUGUAAUACUCAACUCAACUUGUAUAUCUAAUAUUUUACUGGAUGGUUUGUUUUUACUUUGCCUUCAUUUUAUGACUUCCAUUAGCAAUAUUGUCCUGGAUAAGCAGGCUAAAGCUUUGCAUACAUGUUAUUUAUUGAAGUGUAUUUGAUGCAGAAAAUGUUCAACAGACUUCUAUUGAUUCCAUUAUCAAAGCGUUCAUGUGUAUUUUUCAUGAAUUAGUGAAAUGCCAGAACUUUUCGAUCAAUUUUAUUUUCAUGAGCAUUGUACAGUGUGGAUUUGGAUAUGGAUAUAUUUUAUCUUUCUUUUUUACUAUGAAAGAGUUUCAGUAAUAAAGAUCUUUCGUCUAACUUCGCAGUACCUAAUUGCAUUACCUCCAUUAUUUAUCUUAUAUUUUGUAUUCUGUUGUGCAUGAUAAAUGCAGGUCUUGUGAGACCUUGUCCCCUCUCACAGCAGGAUUGUAAUGAGCAUGUUACUCUCCUCCCUGUUGUGAGCAGCAUGCUUACCUGGGGAACUGCGGUGACAAGCUCAUAUUGUCAAAUAAUAUCUGCCUUUGUCACAGCUCUAUCCUAUUACCAUACAAGAUGGGCAUGGUGGAUUCGGGAGGUGAUACACAUACAGUGGGGGGGGGUUCCUCGAUCUCAUCAUUCUUCAUUAAAAGCAACCCACUACUGGGGGAAUAGGAAAAUCAACAUGGACGGUGCUGCUAAUUCAUAUAUUCAUCAUUGUUGGUACAUGGGAAGCUGUGUUUGUUGAUGUUCCUUACGCCCAAUGAAGAUACAAACCAGGUUGAUAACUCAGAAUUCGUGAUGUUUUUUUUUUAUCGGAAAUGGUUUUAUUUAAAUAUAAAUAUGUGUACAAAGGUACAAGCAACAAUAGCUCAUCUUAGCAAAUAAAAUUCUUAAUACAUUAUUAAAAGAAUCAACAAACAAAUGGCAAUUAGUUGUGUUCCCAAAAAGAAAAAAAGCAUAGUAACUGCAUUCAAUGAUUGAUGAACAACUUUUGUGGAACCAAAUAAAGUCAAGAUCGAUA